AAUUGCGUCACGUCAGGGAUUUGUUUUCGGUGGAAGAGGAAGUGCAGAACAAGUGAAGCGUAUCUUUAGUUGAAAUGAAAACGAAAGCUGAUGUAAUCUAAAUGUAACAUUUGACAGAUUAUAACGUUACUCUGUAGCGCAACCCGUAUUAUCAUCUCCGUCGAGAACUCCUGCUACAUUAACUGUGUAGCUAUGAAGUAUUUCUUUACGGUUGCUUUACUGUGUCUUCUUAUUCUUCAAGCACAAAGUUGGAAUGAUGGAGGGAGUGUGCUGCUUCGAGAGGUGCAGGUGCUCACUCUGUACAAAGGCCAAUACACGACUUCACGACGCACAAGCCCUGUUCUACAGCUCCAGUGUGUUGGUGGGUCGGCUGGUUGCAGUUCAUUUGUCCCUGAUGUAGUUCAGUGUCAGAACAAGGGCUGGGAUGGUGUUGAUGUUCAGUGGGAAUGUAAAACCGACAUGGACAACGCGUACAGGUUCGGAAGAAUCGAGGUGAGCUGCGAGGGCUUCAACCACCCGGAUGACCCCUACAUCCUAAAGGGCUCGUGUGGGCUGGAGUACGCCCUGGAGCUGACCGAAGAGGGCCGACAGAGGAGAAGGGGCGGGGGUGGAGGCGGGGGCGGGUUUGGAGACUUCGCCGGGUUCGCCUCCAGCUUCUUCCAGGGCUCAUCAGACUCCCGGAGGAGCCACCAGGGCGAGAAGACGUACCACCAGAGCUCCACCGGGGGGGACGGGGGCGGAGACGCCAGCGGCCUGAUCGUGGUGGCCCUCUUCCUGCUCCUGGCUUACGGCGUGUAUAAGAUGUUCCUGUGUGGCCCUGUCGCAAGGCAUCAGCGCUUUGGCGACGGCGGCCCUCAGGGGCCCAACACCCAAGGCUUCCCCCACAACGCGGGGCCCCCACCUCCAGGCUUCAAACCCGAUUACACAGAUCACUCUUCUGGCUAUGGAGGCAGUGCGGGCUAUCCAGGAGGCAGUGCAGGCUAUCCGGGGGCCAGCAGUGGCAAUCCAGGGGCCAGCAGUGGCUAUCCGGGGGCCAGCAGUGGCUAUCCGGGGGCCAGCAGUGGCUACGGUUUUAGAAACGACUUCAUGGGAUCACAGUCUACACAAAACCACUCCAGCACAGGAAAUGGAUUCUGGACCGGAAUGGGCUCUGGCGGCAUUCUGGGAUAUCUGUUUGGGAGUCAGAGGCGGCAGUCAGGAAAUUCCUACAGGCCCACAGGUAAUUCUGGGUAUUCGUGGAAUUCUGGUACACCCAAGACACCACCGGCAAGCACUGGGACACGCACAGCCUCAGGUUUUGGUGGGACUAAGAGAAGAUAAGGUGGGUAUUGCUGAAGUGGAGCGUUUGGGAUGAACUUUGGCAUAUCCUCUUCAGACCCUUGAAGGAAGACAUUAUUUUCUGUAGUCACAUCUGGUUUCAAAGCAUCAUGAAGCGAUUAUGAAAAAUGAGUUUGACUAAAUGAAGUGUGUUAUCAAGGCUGGGUUUACGCGUGAAUAUCACUGUUUUACCUGCCUGCUACCCGCUGCUGCAGGGGAAGAGCUUAAUAGUGUGUCUGGGGGUGGGGUGUGGUAUGGUAUGUGUGCUUAGACCACUGUGUACUUGCUCUCCUUAGUCUAUUUGUAACUCCUAUAGCUUAAUUGCCCUGCUGUUAAACUUUCAGACUUUCUGUAAAGAAUUAGAGUACAGUAAAGAGGACUUUGCCUUCAUUGUGUGAAUAGAUUGGGCAUUGUAUUGCUAAUGUAUGCAAUACUCUGAUUUUGUGAAUUGAUUUGAGUUUGGUUUACUAUCCUGCUUUUUCUACUGUUUGUUGCUCUGGAUAAGAGUGCCUGAUUGAAAUGCAAUGUAAUUUAUGCUUUAUAUUACAGAAUGCAAAUGUGACUGAAUAAGCUGAUUUAAUUUGGUAUAAAUUAGGUAUUUAGAUUUUGGUGUACAUAUGGGCAAUGUUAUUUGCUUAUUCUCUUGAGGCGAAAUGGCAUUUAUGAAUGCACAAUUUGGAAAUUCUGGAUAUAUUGGCUGCUUCCAAUACUACCAUGUUUUGCAUUAUAACAUAAGUUGAUGAGCACAUUUUAUUUUUUACAUUACAUUUACAUUUUAUGGGACUUCAAGGCAGACUAUGCAGAAUUUUAGGCCUUGAUGCGGCCCUUUGUUUACAUACAAAAUACUAUCUAUGCCCCCAUUCUCAACUGCCCUCUGACCCCCCCAAGAUGAUUCUGGUCGUUGCAGCCUACAGUGUGAUGGCAAUGGGCAAAGAAUACCGCGUUCUUAUAUGACAUAUGCUUUUGUAGUAGCUUUCCAUACAAGCCAUACUAGCCACUACUAAUGCCAGUCUGCCUCUAGCCUGCCUGGAAGGAGGCACAAUUCUGUAACAUGCAUCCUCACAAACACAUCGAUUCAUUGUCGCUUUUAUUUUUUAUCAGACCUAUCAAGUCUCCUGAAAGUCCGGGAUGCUAGGCAUAAGUUCCCGGCAGUAGCACUAUGCAGUGUGACCCAGCUAUAAUGGCCUGCCAGCUGAUACAAAACUGAAUUUAGUUACCGAAUGCUAGCCAGCUACUUAAUAGGCUAAUCUCUUGCAAACCGAGCUCACCACUCGCCCAUCCAUGCACGUCUCCUCUUGUCCUCCUUUUAUUGGAUCAGUUUAUUGGGCACAUUCUUUUCAGGUAAAGUACACAAAUAAAAAAGGCCCACGCCUGAAUCGGCCUGAGGAUUUUUAGAAAAGAAAAUAGACAGUGUUGUCAAUGUAUGACAUUUUUGUUUUAAAAAUAUUUUCAUGGUGAAAAUCCUGCAUAGUAUGCCUUUAACUUUUUGUUAUUUUUGGCAAAAUGCGGUUUAGCAGCAGUUUCUUUGGAAGGGGAGGAAAAAAAACUGAAAGAGAAUUUUUUCCCCAAAAGGUAUGCAUUCUCUAAAUCAGUGGUUCUCAAACUCGAUCCUGGAGGAACCCUGUGUAUGCUGGCUUUUGUUACAGCCAAUUUCUUGCUCAAUUUAGGCUGUUGAAUACAGGUGUUUAAGUUCUUUCUUAUUUCUUUCUUUUCUAAUUAACACAAUGCAGGUUUGGCUCGUUAUCAUUGGAUUCAUCUUUGAAUUCUUCGUUGUCUACCAAGUUGUUAGUUUUCUUGGCCAGGUACCAAUUAGAAGCCUAUUGAUUCAGCUCAGUCUUUCAUUUGAUCAGUUUUUUAUGCAGCUGUUUGCAAAAUAACACAAUAAGCACAAUGUAAAUAUGGGUCAUUUAUUCUUCAUGGCUUGAUGGCAUGCAUAGCCAAUUUUAAUAUGUGGCAAAAGACAGUUAAUAAUCCCUUGAAGCAUUAAAAACAUGGGAUUAAGAAAAAAUCUGUUUCAAAUCCUAGGAUUGAAUCUGUUGUUGGAACAGAAACCUGCAUACACAGGGUUCCCCCAGGACCGAGUUUGAGAACCACAGCUCGAAAUCUAUUUUUAUGCUGUUGCACAUGAAUAUUUUCCCAUUUUUUGAUAGCCACUCUGUGCAUUUACAUAAAUGAAGGGCCUCAUUUUAAGUCUCUUUCAAUUGGUGUGUAUGUGAGUGUGUGUUCUAAAUUCAUACGCAGCUUGUGGUUUGCUGCAAUGUGAGACCCUAGGCCAGAGGAGCCCCUUACUCAAUAAAUGCAGUGAGAUACGA
Messenger RNA from Conger conger (European conger), 3629 nucleotides. RefSeq names its product store-operated calcium entry-associated regulatory factor (gene saraf). The transcript is spliced from 6 exons. The record is from RefSeq and is a predicted model, not a curated record. NCBI's taxonomy places the organism in Eukaryota, Metazoa, Chordata, Actinopteri, Anguilliformes, Congridae. Gene Ontology annotation, biological process: regulation of store-operated calcium entry. Bases 193 to 1320 code for a protein of 375 amino acids. Gene Ontology annotation, cellular component: endoplasmic reticulum membrane.